This is a messenger RNA of Python bivittatus (Burmese python), 2510 nucleotides long. RefSeq names its product kallikrein B1 (gene KLKB1). Gene Ontology annotation, cellular component: extracellular region. Gene Ontology annotation, biological process: proteolysis. Gene Ontology annotation, molecular function: protein binding; serine-type endopeptidase activity. Lineage: Eukaryota; Metazoa; Chordata; Lepidosauria; Squamata; Pythonidae. The record is from RefSeq and is a predicted model, not a curated record.
UCCAAAGUAAACAUAAUAGGAUAAACAUUUGACUGAGAGGCUGGUACUACCAUGUACAACUGGAACCAGUCUGUUUUUUCUCCUUUCUUUUCAAGACACCUUUCUUUUAUUUCCUUUCCUCAUAUUUUUUGGCAAAGAAUACACACCUUUGUUUAUGGAGAAAAGUUACAGCCAGUACAGCUUCUGCUCCAGGAUGUUUUGGAUUUCUCAAGCACUUUAUUUCACUGUGUUGUUUUCUUCUGCACGUAGUGAAUGUAUGUCCAAGAUCUACAGAAACACAUAUAUCCAAGGAGGAGACAUAUCUAAGGUUUAUACUCCAACUGCAGACUAUUGUCAGAUGGUGUGCACUUAUCACCCAAGAUGUCUUUUGUUCUCCUACAUACCUGGAAACUGGGCGAAAAAUACUGCAAGGUUUUCUUGCUUCCUGAAAGAAAUUGAUACUCAAGAAUUGCCAAAAGUACCCCAGGAAGGAAUAAUCUCUGGUCAUUCUCUGAAGCAAUGCACUCAAAUUACUGCUUGCAGCAAAAAAGUAUACGAAGGACUGGAUAUGCAAGGAGAAAAUUACAAUAUAACUACUGCUGACAAUUAUCAUCGCUGCCAACAGAGAUGCACCAACGAUAAGCACUGUUACUUUUUCACGUAUACCUUAGAAUCAUUUCACAGCCCAGCUCUGCGUAAUAAAUGCUACUUGAAAUAUAGUAGCACAGGAACCCCGACCCAGAUAAGGCAGCUUAGGGAUGUUGUCUCUGGAUUCUCAUUGAAACCAUGCCAACUUGCCCAAACAGAUUGUCAGAUGGACUUUUUCCAACAUUUUGCAUUUUCUGGAAUUACUGUUGCAAAGGUUUUGACCCCUGACAAAUUUGUAUGUAGAACAGUUUGUACUUACCGUCCAAACUGCUUAUUCUUUACAUUUUUCAGCAGUGAAUGGGAGAUAAAAAGCCAAAGGUAUACCUGUCUGAUGAUGACUUCAAGAAGUGAAACACCAGACAGAAUUGCAGAAAGAGCAAAUGCUAUAUCAGGAUUCAGUCUCCUGAACUGCCAAAGAGCUGAACCUGCAUGCCAUUCCCAGACCUACCCUGAAUUAAACUUCCAUGGGACAGAACUGAGUGUAGAGUAUGUCGAUGGGCACAAGGCUUGUCAAGAACUUUGUACAAUGACCCUCCGCUGCCAAUUUUUCAUUUACGUUUUCCGUAAAAUGCAAUGCAACCAUGAAGGCAAAUGUAAAUGCUACUUAAGAAUGUCUGCCAAUGGGUCUCCAGAUAAUAUCGAGGCCAAGAAUGAAAUAGUUUCAGGCUACUCUUUAAGGCUGUGCCAAACUAGCAGAAGCCCUGUCUGUGUGCAGAAACCAAAGCAACAGUCAAGGAUUGUUGGAGGCUCAAAUUCUUCUGUUGGCGAAUGGCCUUGGCAAGUCAGUUUACAUACAAAGCUCUCUAUUCAGAGCCAUCAUUGUGGUGGUUCAAUCAUCAGUGACCAAUGGAUUUUGACGGCUGCCCAUUGCUUAGAAGACAUUCCGUUAACUGAACAUUGGCAUGUUUACAGCAACAUUUUGAAACAGUCUGAAAUAACUAAUGAAACUACCUUCUUCAAAGUCCAAAAGAUGAUUAUUCAUCCUAGGUAUGAGAUUUCAGAGGCAGGAUAUGACAUUGCUUUACUAAAGCUUGAUACACCUAUGAAUUUCAGUGUUUUACAGCAACCUGUAUGCCUGCCCUCCCAGGAAGAAAUGAACAUGGCAAAAUACACUGAGUGCUGGGUGACCGGAUGGGGUUACACAAAAGAGAGAGGCACAAUCGAAGACACGCUACAAAAAGUCAAAAUCCCCAUAAUGCCAAAUGCAGAAUGUCAGUUUCAAUACCCUGAGCACAGAAUAACUGACAAGAUGUUGUGCGCCGGUUACCCAGAAGGGGGCAAGGAUGCUUGCCAGGGAGAUUCAGGCGGCCCAAUGUCGUGUAAAUUCCAGAACAGUUGGUAUUUGGUUGGCAUUACCAGCUGGGGUGAAGGAUGUGCUCGUCCAGGACAACCAGGAGUUUACACCAAUGUGGCUAAGUUUGUAGACUGGAUUCUGGAACAAACGUUAGAAGAUUAAAACAAAAAAAUACUAAGGUCAAAUCAGUCAGAGUUCCUGCAUGCUACUAAUUUCAUGUGGGUUUGUUCAAAUGCCUGUUCCAUCCUGUUUCUGCAUUAUUCUAAAAUUUUGAAAAAUGUGCACAAAAUUUCAUAUUUAAAUGGAUAUAUUUUGAAUGUCCUUUAUCAGAAUACAGUACUUCAGACCAUGCAGAUUCAGAUGAAAACUAGAUUCCAUUUCUUUCAUUGCUCCUGAAUGUAUGGAUCAAGGCAAUUCACAGUGGAAUUUACAAAGAUGGGAUUUUUCAAAUUUUCCAGUUUAUAUGGAGUAUACAUAUCUGGACUAUUUCUGACCAAGAGAUCUGAAGUUCCUAAAAGUACUUUCAGACUUGCAUGACUGAUGCCAGCCCUUCAAGGUAGUCCAGACAAGAAGCACCAACCACGAGUAC